Fukomys damarensis (Damara mole-rat) is the source of this 4851-nucleotide messenger RNA. It is a transcript of the gene Fbxw2, whose product is annotated as F-box and WD repeat domain containing 2. Bases 192 to 1556 code for a protein of 454 amino acids. NCBI's taxonomy places the organism in Eukaryota, Metazoa, Chordata, Mammalia, Rodentia, Bathyergidae. The record is from RefSeq and is a predicted model, not a curated record. Gene Ontology annotation, molecular function: protein binding. The transcript has 8 exons.
GGCAGCACCGGAAGCCGCUCCCCAGUGAGGCUGCGGACCCGGAGCGGCGGCCGCAGGUCCAGGCGCCAUGGCUGCAGAGCGGACCCGGCCGCUGCGAGGCUCUGGCGGCCCAAGCGCCCCUAGUCGGUGUGAGCCCGGCGCGAGGUCCCGGGCCCCGGGGCGCUCGCUCAGGUAAAUUUUUCCAUAACCUUAUGGAGAGAAAGGACUUUGAGACAUGGCUUGAUAACAUUUCUGUUACAUUUCUUUCUCUGACGGACUUGCAGAAAAAUGAAACUCUGGAUCACCUGAUUAGUCUGAGUGGGGCAGUCCAGCUCAGGCAUCUCUCCAAUAACCUAGAGACUCUCCUCAAGCGGGACUUCCUCAAACUCCUUCCCCUGGAGCUCAGUUUUUAUUUGUUAAAAUGGCUCGAUCCUCAGACUUUACUCACAUGCUGCCUCGUCUCUAAACAGUGGAAUAAGGUGAUAAGUGCCUGUACAGAGGUGUGGCAGACUGCCUGUAAAAAUUUGGGCUGGCAGAUAGAUGAUUCUGUUCAGGACGCUUUGCACUGGAAGAAGGUUUAUUUGAAGGCUAUUUUGAGGAUGAAGCAACUGGAGGACCAUGAAGCCUUUGAGACCUCAUCAUUAAUUGGACACAGUGCCAGAGUGUAUGCACUUUACUACAAAGAUGGACUUCUCUGUACAGGGUCAGAUGAUUUGUCUGCAAAGCUGUGGGAUGUGAGCACAGGGCAGUGCAUUUAUGGCAUCCAGACCCACACUUGUGCCGCAGUGAAGUUUGAUGAACAGAAGCUUGUGACAGGCUCCUUUGACAACACUGUGGCCUGCUGGGAAUGGAGUUCUGGAGCCAGGACCCAGCACUUCCGGGGGCACACAGGGGCAGUGUUUAGUGUGGACUACAAUGACGAACUGGAUAUCUUGGUGAGUGGCUCUGCAGACUUCACUGUGAAAGUAUGGGCUUUAUCUGCUGGGACAUGCCUGAACACACUAACUGGACACACGGAAUGGGUCACCAAGGUGGUUUUGCAGAAGUGCAAAGUCAGAUCUCUCUUGCACAGCCCUGGAGACUACAUCCUCUUAAGUGCAGACAAAUAUGAGAUCAAGAUUUGGCCAAUUGGGAGAGAAAUCAACUGCAAGUGCUUAAAGACUUUGUCUGUCUCUGAGGAUAGGAGUAUCUGCCUGCAGCCAAGACUUCAUUUUGAUGGCAAAUAUAUUGUCUGUAGUUCAGCACUUGGUCUCUACCAGUGGGACUUUUCCAGUUAUGAUAUUCUCAGGGUCAUCAAGACUCCUGAGAUAGCAAACUUGGCUUUGCUUGGCUUUGGAGAUGUCUUUGCCCUGCUGUUUGACAACCGCUACCUGUACAUCAUGGACUUGCGGACAGAGAGCCUGAUUAGCCGCUGGCCUCUGCCAGAGUACAGGAAAUCAAAGAGAGGCUCGAGCUUCCUGGCAGGCGAAGCUUCCUGGCUGAAUGGAUUGGAUGGGCACAAUGACACGGGCUUGGUCUUUGCCACCAGUAUGCCUGACCACAGUAUUCACCUGGUGUUGUGGAAGGAGCAUGGCUGACACCACGAGCCACCACCGCUAACUGACUUUGGGUGCCGGGGCUGCAGGUUUUGGGUGCAACCUCUCUGGCAGCCAAAUGCAUGAACCAAAGUUUUCACCUAAUGGUAUCAUCACGCAGUGCACAAUCAUUUAUCUGUUUGCCAGGGGCCAGGGCUCGGGGUGGGGGAGGGCUUGUUUUAUUGACAUACAGCGUAGCAUGCUAAUGGGGUACACCAUUGAUUUCAUUGUACUUAGUUAUGUUGGUCAGUGUAAGAGGAUGCAUUUUGGGUUCAUCUUUCUUGAGUGGAUUAUUGGUUUUAAGUAAAGUUAAAUGUUUCGUCUGCCAAUUGGUUGCCUAUGAAAUCACAUUCAGUCUGUUAUUAAAGCUUUUUACCAUAGCUUUUUUGUUUGAAGUUGAAGCAAAGGUGCUAUGAUGUUGUUACAGCAACUUCUUUCACAUGGGGCUUAGCUUUUGUAAGAGCCAGUGUUACAAAGACCACCAAGUCCUGUGAUGUUCAUGAACUUUCCACCAAAUAGCAGUUCUACAGAAAGUCUGUCUUCCAGUGCAAAUCUAAUUCUAUAAAUUGAUUGUUUGCAACGCUUUCUAAAGCCUAGUGCUUGGCAGAGUCAGAUUGGCAUGAUUAAAACAUAGGGAGUUGUAUAGUUUGUUUCCAUGAGGAAAAAGCUUGCUCCCCACCACAUCCCCUGGCUGGGUUACAGCACAGAGGCGAUGUGGAGUAGUACAAGGAGCACUGUGCUAGAAUAUUGGUGACUGGUAUUACCUGGGAACCUGCAAGCUCAGGCAUAUCAUUUCCCUUGGUGCCACUGUCCUUGUUUGUGCAGUCAGGUGUACAACUAAGAUUCUUUCCUGUACUGUAUCCACUGAAGUGUACAAAGUUGAUACUGUAAUUUUUCUGAUUUUUUUCUUCAAGUUGGAGAUAAUAUUUAAAUGAAUCUCUGAUACAAAGUUGUUAUCUGUAAGGAAAUCAUUUACAUGAAAAGGUCAAAUAAAAGGAGACUGUAGAAUAUGUAACAGAUUCCACUUAGAGAACAAAUAUUUGGUGGAGGAGGUGCUGGUAGGAGUUAGGCUUCUGUAGGGAGGCAGUGUGCGGAGAAAGAAAAAUAGGUGAAUUUGACUUCCUCAUUUGCUCCUAAUUUGGUCUGUGACAUCAGGCAAGUUAGCUUUCUCUCCUUUGAGCCUCAUUUUCUGCAUUUUUAAAAUGAAGGAAUUGUUCUGGACUAGGGUUACAAACUCAAAUCCCUUAGGGAAUCAUGCAGGAAGCAAAUGAAUAGAACAUGUUGGGUAGGAUUGUGUGGAACCUUGGAAAGUGCAUAUGAGAGAGAAGUUUCUCAGCUCUGGCUGUUUUAUCAUUAGCAGAAACAGGCUCGGUGUUGACAGGCGUGAUUCUUCUCAGGAGUAGGUAGAAAUGCAGAUUUUUUACAUCCCUUGAUUUUUAAAAUGUUAACAGCUGGUGGGGAUUAUUUAAGAUAGGAUGGGUUAAAAAACCAUAUCUACAAUCUGUCAGUUUGUGUCUCCCACCCUCUUCAAAGUUAGGUGAUUCUGUCAUUUAGCAGUGGAAAUGUUUUAACGUAAUUGUCACAAAUUAGGGAGAAAGCAGAAAGAGCCACAGUAGAAGCUGUUUUCCUUGUGUUAUGGAGGGGGUAAAAGGGGUGGCUUAUUGUAUGGUAGACCCAGCAGGAAAGUCGUAUGAAGAUGAACGUGAGAGUUGGGACCUCAGGGAAGCCUCCUCCUAGGAACACAGCUCAUUCCUUCUUGCUGCCUCUGAUACAAAGCAUAUCAUUUAACAGAUGGGUAAAGGGUUGCUGGCAGGGCUGAGAAUAACUUGAACUCUAAUGUGGAGGCACAGCUUUCCACAGCCUGCAUUAGCAUUGAGCAGGACCAUGGACCUUAGAAUCAGUGGUUGGUUUCAAGGGCAGGUUUAGUUAAUAAUCAUGUUGAAAUUCCAAGGGGAUUAUGUAAAAGAAUAGUACCUUCCUCUGCCUGCCAAAUUCCUCCUGGCUUGAACCACCAGUGGUAGGUACAUGCACGAGUACCCAUUGCGUGGGAGAGUCAUACAUGUACCAUGGAUGGUUCAAGCCACCUGGCACUGACACAUACGGAUCAUGACCCUGUGGAGAAUGUUGAUCCAUCUCACAUUGAGUUCUGUGCAUGAGCCCUGCUUUGUCCUCCCAGAAAUGGAACCAGAAUGCAGCUGGAAUCUUUUUAAGGCGCCUUUGGAGACUGAGCAAUAUGAGGGUAAAUGAUUUUCAUUUUCAGUUAGCAGGUAAAAAUACUUGAGAUCACUGAUUUAACGAUCAUCCUUACCCUGCAUCUCACUUUCUGAUAAAUCUGAUCACUUCAAAGGGCAAGUCAGAAUAGUCAUUUGUGGGAAGUUUUUUUUGUUUUUUUUUUUAAUAACCAACUUGAAACCUAGGCCCCUUUUCAGUUUUCAGUGGUGAAUACAGAAGUUAUCAAGAUGUCAAGAUGAUGCUGCCAUUUUUUGACAGAAGUACUCAAGGCAGUGGUUGGAGUAUUCAGUUCCUCCUCACAGAUAUCUUUAUUUUACCUGUUUAAUUGCUUUAUAGGUGCUGGAUUUAUUCACAGUUGACUUUUAAAAAUAGAAGGCUAGCUCUUCCUCUUCCUUUUUACAAAAUAAAGCACAGGACCAGGCAGGAGCAUAACCAAAGCUGUAGUUCCUAGGGCUCCUUUUGUUGCGUUUGGGGCUGUUUUGUGCAGUGCUGAGUUCCACUUCUUUAGCCCAGAGGCAGGGAAGGAGUGAGCAGGUAUAAGCUUUUGGUAAACUUUAUUCUCAACCCUUUGAAAGACAGUUUCCUUCAGCUCCUUUAUUGGAAGUAAUAAGCAUUGUCAUAUCUGGCCCUAACCUGACAGUGAUAUGACAGUCUCUGAUCUAUCAGAGAACUAGGAAGGAAAGCCCCUCCAGUGGGAGGACUAGACUGUGGGAAAGUUCUGUAGGAAGAUAUGUAUUUGUGUAGCAUUUCACAACUGGAACAUGACGGAAUAUUAGUGUUAAAAAUCUAAGGUUUGGAAUUAAUUUUUCAUAGUUUAAACUUUAUUCCCCCUUGGCCAUUGAAAAUGCUUGGUAAGGAAUGAGUGAGUACUAUAUAAUCAUUUUGUUAUUUCUUACUGAAGAAUGAUUACAAUGCACAGGGAGGAAAGAAAAUAGAAACAGUAUUAUCUUAGACAUGUUAUUUUGACCUAAAGAUGGUAGAGCCUGGCUUCACAACAUUUCUUUGAUUGAACCUAUCUAGCUCCUUUUUUUUUUUGGUUUUUUUUUUUUUUGGUUUUUUGAGCCCG